AUGCCGGUACAUGACUACGGCGUGUGGAAGGCAAACGCCGUACACUACGUCGUCGAAAGCCGCGAGGAUGGGUCAAAGAAUCCGCAUCUCUUGCUGUACUUCGAUGACAAAGGCAACACAACGCACCAUGCAAGGUAUCACGCUCGCCACAGAUCCCAUAAGCCCAGCCAAAGGAAUAAGGAAAUCGUCGGCCUUAUCCGAGCAGUAGUCAACAUCAAAUCGGGAGACAAACCCGAGUCCCAGGUGGUCUGCUGGGUGGACCGGGAUUUCAAAGAUCAAUCUAUUAUCGAUGGCCUGAAAGAUCUGCCAUUGGGUUUUCAUCAGCUGGCAGAGACAUCGCCAGGCCCGGCUGGGUUACGGACGGACUAUCUGCGAACUGAGCCGUUUGGUCUGAGUACCGGUCGCAUCUUACCACUUGCCAAUGCCGAUGAGAAAAAUGACAUCGCUGGUAUUUUGGAGCCCGAAAUCGAGGAAGCAAUUAACCAGAGUGCGAAUAUAUAUCUAUUUGGGGCGCGGUUUGUGGAUUACAAAGGUAUUCAUAAUUUGCAUAUGAAUCAAGGAAAUAUUGGGCUAUGGGAGCAUGAUGAUGGUGUAUUUCAAGAUGGGUUCAUUUUGUUUCAUCGGCCUCGUGAGGAUCGAUGGGUUGCUGUGUUCAUUGGCUUCACAUCACAAGCUGUGGAGACCGACGAAUCCUCCGGACAUCCUCUAUCAUCAUCAGACACCUGGAAUGAAAGCUAG
This is a messenger RNA of Penicillium verhagenii, 738 nucleotides long. Its product is annotated as YukJ family protein. The coding region runs from base 1 to 738 and encodes 245 amino acids. The transcript has a single exon. The record is from RefSeq and is a predicted model, not a curated record. Lineage: Eukaryota; Fungi; Ascomycota; Eurotiomycetes; Eurotiales; Aspergillaceae.